Sardina pilchardus (European sardine) is the source of this 1275-nucleotide messenger RNA. Its product is annotated as protein unc-93 homolog A-like. The record is from RefSeq and is a predicted model, not a curated record. Bases 1 to 1275 code for a protein of 424 amino acids. NCBI's taxonomy places the organism in Eukaryota, Metazoa, Chordata, Actinopteri, Clupeiformes, Clupeidae. The transcript has 9 exons.
AUGGGGAACUUGAAAAAUGUCAUAGUAAUUUCUUGUGGAUUCUCAAUGGUAUUCACAUCAAUAGGGAGCCUCCAAAGCUUACAGAGCAGUCUGAAUGCAGAGGAAGGGAUGGGUGUAACAUCAGUGAGUGUCGCAUACGCAAUGAUGAUCCUGUCCUCCUUGUUUGUAGCACCAACACUUAUCAGCUACCUGGGCUGCAAGUGGACUGUUGUUCUCUGUACCGGAGGCGGUGUCAUUUACACACUUGGUAACUUCUUUCCAGGAUGGCCAAGUUUGAUCAUAGCUUCCACAAUUAUAGGCUUAGGAGCAUCGCCACUCUGGGCAGCAGUGAGCACCUACAUUACUGCCACUGGCAACCUGCAAGCAGAAAUAGACAAGAGGGAAAGCUCAGAUGUGAUCAAUCAAUAUUUUGGCAUUUUGUUUCUUGCCCACCAGUCAUCCAAUGUCUGGGGCAACCUCCUGUCCUCUCUUAUACUCGAGCAGGGUUCAAAGCCAGUGAAUGUCUCCCUGGAGGACCCUAUGUUCUGUGGUGUCAGCAGCUGCCUCAACUCCAGUGGGUUGGAGGCCCUCAUGGAAAGGCCUGGAGAAAGGCCUUUGAACAUUCUCCUGGGCUGCUAUCUUGGGAUUGGCGUGCUGGGGAUGCUCACUAUUGCUGUAUUUGUGGAUAAUAUGAAAGAAAAAGAAGCCACUGAUUCUGAGAAGAAAUCAUUUUGUACUGUCUUUUUUGCUACAUUUAAACGGCUCAAAGACUACCGACAAGCUCUUCUCAUUCCUCUAACAAUGUUCGUUGGUCUCGAAAUUAGUUUCCUUACUGGAGACUAUACCAGUGUGUAUGCUACAUGUGCCUUAGGAAUACACUAUGUGGGCUUUGUAAUGAUCUGCUUUGGUGUCUCGGGUUCAGUAACUGCCUUGACUGUGGGAAAGAUAUCCCAAUACACAGGAAGAAAAGUACUGAUUGCAUUAGCUGCAGUGACAAACCUGUCUUGUAUAUUGGGUCUACUUGUAUGGAGACCUCAUCCAGACCAGCUGCCUGCCUUCUUCAUCUUCCCCUCUCUUUGGGGAAUGGCAGAUGCUAUAUGGCAGACACAAAUGAAUGCUCUUUAUGGAGUUCUCUUCUAUGACCAGAAAGAGGCAGCAUUCUCCAACUACCGGCUGUGGGAGUCCUUGGGCAGUGCAAUUUCCUUUGCGCUCAGUAUCUUCAUUUGUGUGGAAAUUAAGUUAUACAUACUUAUUGUUGUCCUUGUACUUGGCGUUAUACUCUAUGCCGUCAUCUGA